Molecule: messenger RNA, 1011 nt
Organism: Didymosphaeria variabile
Lineage: Eukaryota; Fungi; Ascomycota; Dothideomycetes; Pleosporales; Didymosphaeriaceae
Exons: 1
Coding region: 1-1011 (336 amino acids)
Molecular function (GO): kinase activity
Source: RefSeq, a predicted model, not a curated record
AUGUCAGACUACGACAAUCACAUCGUCUGCAUCGGCGCCGUGUACAUUGACACUAUCCUCACCGUCCCUCAUUUUCCCAUUGAAGACGAGAAACUCCGCGCAAAGAAGCUCAUCAAGCGCCGCGGAGGCAACCCAGCUAACACACUCGAAGUCCUCCAACAGCUGAACUCACAUGCAGGUGGUCAGAACGCAGAAUUUAACAAACUGCAUUUAUGCUCUGUGCUUCCGGCUAAGGAAUCUGCCGCGAAACACUUCAUUCAGCAGAGUUUGCCAGGCGUAGAUAUCGAUGGGUCGGCUGUGUUUAGGGAAGGUGAGAAGGAGGCGGCGAGCAGCUAUAUCAUUCAAAACGAGCAGACUCUGAGUAGGACUAUCGUUAGUAUCAACCAAUUGUCGGAGAUGACCGCGGAAGAGUUUGGCGAGAAAGUACUCCAGAUGGCGAGGAACCAAGCGGGGCUGAAGUGGGAGGAGCCGUGGUUUCAUUUCGAGGGAAGAAUACCGGAAUUCACGGCACAGUGCAUGAGGUUUCUGCGAAAGGAGUUUCCCGAGUGUAGGAUUAGUGUGGAAUGUGAGAAUCCGGAACGGACGGGGAUGGGCGAGGUUGCGAGGAUGGCGGAUGUAGUGUUUUAUUCGAAGCUCUGGGCCACGAAAUGGGGGUUCGAGGAUGCUAGGAGCUUUUUGCAAGCACAAUUGAAGGAUGCAAGAGAUGGAGCUGUAUUAUGCUGCACAUGGGGCGCUGAAGGAGCGGCUGCGGUUGAGAAAUUUGGGGUGAAUAUCCGGUGGGCGGAAGUGAAGGGUUGGCAGCAAAAGCGAGAAAAGCAGCGCCAGGUGGUUGAUACAAUUGGAGCUGGUGACACCUUCAUUGCUGGCAUGCUUUAUGCUCUCAAUGAUAUGCAUGACGGUUGGGAUCUGCAGUUGCAAAUCAGUUUCGCAAAUGAACUUGCUGGACGUAAAGUUCGGCAGGAAGGCUUCGGAGACUUGGGACGGCAGAUGAUGACAAGAUUCAAGUCUUGA